AUGGCAUAUAAAGGCCGCUCAGUGGGUUUAUCGAACCCUGCCUUUUUUAGAAUUACCAGGAGGGCACAAGACCUACAGAAUGGCCCGGAUGCCAUCGCUCAACUUGAAAAACUAAAGUCAAUCACGGCGGAUGUGUGUGGCGAGCGGCAUUGCUCUGAUAAGUUGAACGCUGCUCCCGUUGAACCUCGUCAAAACCGUGGUCAGGGUGGCCGAGGACAAGGGCGCGGACGCGGACGCGGCGGGCAGAGGAACGGUAACAACAACGGCGGCAACAAUGGUGGCGCUGCCGCUGGUGCAGGUGCAGGUGGUGCUGGCGGUGCUGCUGGUGCUGGUGCUGGUGCUGCUGCAGGCGGUGCUGGUGCUGCUGGUGCAGGUGCAGGUGCUGGCGGUGCUGAUGCUGGUGCUGGCGGUGCUGCUGGUGCUGGUGCUGAUGGAGCUGCGGGUGCGGGUGCUGCUGCUGGAGCUGGUGCAGGCGGCGCUACUGGAGCUGGUGCAGGCGGCGCUACUGGAGCUGAUGCUGGCAACAACAAUGGCGCUAACGCUGGAAAUAACGGCGGCGCUGACAAUGGUGCUGCUGCUGGCGCUGGCAACAACGGUGGCAAUGGCGGCGCGAACAACGGCGGUGCGAACGCUGGCGGCGAUCCCCAAACAUCGUUGACCCUGGACCCGGCUGUUAUCGCUCAAGGCUUUGCCAACGAUGGACAAGACCAACCCGCUGAUGGUCAAGUUGCAUCUUUGACUUCGACCAACAACUUCAUCAACUUUUGCUUGACUGUCAACCAACCCCUGACCAAUGGUGCCCAAGUGGCUGGUGGGUCUUGCAACCCAGCACCAAUGGGGUCAAUCCCGUCCAAGGAAAAGAUGCCAUCGUCGAAGUUCGUCUUCCCCAAGAACCUUGCGACCGUUCCGGCGAACCAGAAGUUCACAAUCCAGAUGGCUAUCAAGAAUCUCGAGACCGGAAACUUUGUUAACGCUCAGCAAAACUAUUUCUCUGCCCCUCAACAACUCAAUGCGCAGGGCCUCAUCCGCGGCCACUCCCAUGUCGUCAUCGAGCAGCUCGAGUCUUUGGAACAGACCACCCCAACCAACCCCGAGGCCUUUGCUUUCUUCAAGGGAUUGAAUGCUGCUGCUCAAGGCGGUAUUCUCACUGCCGAUGUCGAUGCUGGGCUCCCUGCCGGUGUUUACAAGCUUUCUUCUAUCAACACCGCUUCCAACCACCAGCCCGUCCUCGUUCCGGUUGCCCAGCACGGUUCCUUGGAUGACGCUAUCUAUUUCACUGUUGCAUAA
Messenger RNA from Cyclocybe aegerita, 1287 nucleotides. NCBI's taxonomy places the organism in Eukaryota, Fungi, Basidiomycota, Agaricomycetes, Agaricales, Hemipholiotaceae. The record is from the annotation of a GenBank genome assembly.